Molecule: messenger RNA, 1232 nt
Organism: Drosophila bipectinata
Lineage: Eukaryota; Metazoa; Arthropoda; Insecta; Diptera; Drosophilidae
Gene: Or42a
Product: Odorant receptor 42a
Biological process (GO): detection of chemical stimulus involved in sensory perception of smell; sensory perception of smell
Cellular component (GO): plasma membrane
Molecular function (GO): odorant binding; olfactory receptor activity
Source: RefSeq, a predicted model, not a curated record
AUGCGAAAGCUACGCAGAAUCUUUCCAGCGAUGUACAUUCGGUCGGAGGAUGAUCCGGCCCGCUCCCGGGACGCGACCCUCUACUUACUGCGAUGCAUCUUUCUUAUGGGCGUGCGGAAGCCUCCGGCCAAGUUCUUUCUGGCCUACGUGGCGUGGUCCUUCGCACUUAACCUCUGCUCCACCUUCUACCAGCCCAUAGGCUUUCUAACAGGCUACAUCAGCCAUCUGUCGGAAUUUUCGCCGGGAGAGUUCCUCACUUCCCUGCAAGUGGCCUUCAACGCUUGGUCCUGCUCCACCAAGGUACUAAUUGUGUGGGUGUUGGUCAAGAGGUUCGAUGAGGCCAACAUCAUUCUCGAUGCGAUGGACAAGCGUCUGACGCAGCCUUCCGAGCGACUGCAGGUCCAUCGCGCAGUCUCAAGCAGCAACCGGAUAUUCUUUUUCUUCAUGACCGUGUACAUGGUGUAUGCAACGAACACAUUUCUCUCGGCGAUUGCUAUCGGUAGGCCGCCCUAUCAGAACUACUAUCCCUACCUAGACUGGCGUUCCAGUAACUGGCAUCUCGGAAUGCAGGCCGGCCUAGAGUACUUUGCCAUGGCAGGCGCCUGCUUUCAGGACGUCUGCGUGGAUUGCUAUCCUGUUAAUUUCAUUCUGGUUCUGCGGGCCCACAUGUCCAUCUUUGCCGAACGCCUCCGCCAUCUGGGAACGGAUCCAGUGGAAAACCAGGAGCAGCGGUACCAAAAACUGGUUCAGUGCAUUGAAGACCACAAGGUUAUCCUGCGUUUUGUAGACUGCCUGCGCCCCGUGAUAUCGGGCACCAUCUUCGUGCAGUUCCUAGUGGUGGGUCUGGUGCUGGGCUUCACCCUGAUCAACAUCGUGCUGUUCGCCAAUCUGGGCUCUGCCAUUGCCGCACUCUCCUUCAUGGCCGCAGUGUUGCUGGAGACCACACCUUUCUGCAUUCUCUGCAACUACCUCACGGAGGACUGCCACAACUUGGCGGAUGCCCUGUUCCAGUCUCAAUGGAUAGACGGCGAAAAGCGGUACAAGAAGACGCUUUUGUAUUUUCUGCAAAAUCUCCAGCAGCCCAUUACCUUCAUGGCCAUGAACGUGUUUCCGAUAUCCGUGGGAACAAACAUCAGCGUCACAAAGUUUUCAUUCUCCGUGUUUACGCUUGUAAAGCAGAUGAAUAUUGCUGAGAAACUUGCCAAGUCAGAAGACGAUGAAUAGAGGAACUG